Molecule: messenger RNA, 1962 nt
Organism: Zootoca vivipara (common lizard)
Lineage: Eukaryota; Metazoa; Chordata; Lepidosauria; Squamata; Lacertidae
Product: neurotrophin receptor-interacting factor homolog
Biological process (GO): regulation of DNA-templated transcription
Source: RefSeq, a predicted model, not a curated record
AGAGACAGUCUGAGCCUCAAGGAGCAGGGAGGACGGGAAAAUCUAAGCACAACCCCCCCUCAAAAAAUGGGGCGGGGGGUGUUGUGGAGACCGUUACAGGGCAAAAAUAAGGCAGUGCUGCAGAGAUGACAAACUGAGCAAAGGAGCAAGUGUGGGUUGGCGCUUAUAGAUAAGAGCCAGCAGGGCUGGUGUUUGCAAGGCCUAAAGAGGAGCCUGGCCGACCAGGGUCCCUGCGCUGAAACGGGGCGCCCAGCCUCUGAGUUUGAAGUAGGCGACCAAGCCCAUAAAUCCUAUGGCGUGCUUUAACCAGGCCAGUCCUAUAGGUCAAGGAAUCAGAAGUUUGAGACCCUGGAGCGCGUCCGCGCGCAUCAAUGCAUUUAAAGGGCAUCCCCACCCCCCAACCAAUUUUUUCAAAAUCAUGCGAACUGUAGCUUCCCUCUCACAGAGGCACAAUUCCCAGCAGCGCCUCUAACAAAUUGCCGCUCCCAGGAUCCUUUUGCAAGGAUAACAUGCGGUGUGAAUGUGUUUGCGCGUGCCCAGAACCCUGUUCAAAACACCUCUCAGUGUUCAGGGGGUGGCUCCUCCUUGCCUCCUUCAUGGACAGGCGCAGGAGGAGGUGGUCUUGCCCUUUGGUCUUCCCCAGGACUUGCCCCCUGCCUUUCAUAAUUGGGGAAAUGCCACGGAUUGAACCUGGGAGCUUCUGCCUGCAAAGAGCAGCCGCCCCGCCUCCUGCCUUUUUGGCUUUGUAAGGGUUAAAGCGAAGCGAAGUGGAUUCCUAGAGAGAAAGGGAAUAGACUCAUCGAGAUCAAGGGGGGGGGGCUUGCAGAGUCCUCCAGGAGAGAAAGCCCCUCCCUCCAAAGCUCAAUCCUGCUUGGCUUUUCCCUGGGGGGAGGAACGUGGUCUUUGUCUCUCCCAGUGCUGCAUUCGGGGGACCCUUCUGGGAGCCGGACUUGGUAGCACAUCUCAUUAGGACACACAAUGGCAGAAGAACGAAGGAGUUCCCGUAGACCUCUUGGAGGUUUCCGUGGAGCGCAGAUGGACGAGGAAGACUCAGCUGGCCCUGAAGCAGGAAGAGGCUGCAAUGCCGCCAAGAUUGGAAGCAGUUGGGCAUCCUGGAGAACCUUGCUGCAGAAAGUCCUGAUUGAGCAGCGUGCCCACAGCUCAGAUGUACAUCGCCAGCAGUUCAGAAAUGUUCACUACAAAGAUGCACAGGGGCCCCGAGAGAUUUGCAACAGACUCUACCGUAUUUGCCAUCGUUGGCUGAAGCCAGAGCAACACACAAAGAAGGAGAUCCUGGACCUGGUGAUCCUGAAGCAGUUCAUGAGUGUCCUUCCACCGGAGAUGGAGACCUGGGUGAAAGAAUGUGGAGCGGAGACCAGUUCCCAGGCAAUGGCUCUGGUUGAAGGUUACCUCCUGAGCCAGGCAGAGGAGAAGCAGCUAGCAGGGCAGCAGGGAGAGGAUUUGGUUGUAGAAAUGGACACUGAUUGCUCAGAGGCAGAGAUGGCUGCAUCGGACACCAGAGAGAGGCCACUUGGUGACAGAAUGAUGCUGACAAGACCUCAGCCAUCUGCUCUUCACAAUGGAGGGGAAGCAGCUUCUUUGGCACAAGAUCAGAAUCCAGCAUCCUUUGAAGAUGUGGCUGUGAAUUUCACGGAAGAAGAGUGGGCUCUGCUGGAUGCUGACCAGAGAGCUCUGCAUAAGGAAGUCAUGGAGGAGACCUGUGGCAUCAUGGAUUCCCUUGAAUGUGGAAUAAAGCGGAAGAAUAUUAACUGGACGUGGGAGAACAGGGAUUAAAUCACCGCUCAGCUGUGAAGCUCACCGCAGUCCAGUCGCUGUAUCUGUCUAUUCUACCUCUCAGGAUUGUUGUGUGAAUAUCAUUGGGCUAAGGAGACCCAUGAAUGCUGCCUCAAGCUCCUUGAAGAAAAAGUUGAACAGAUGUAAAUGAAAUGCUAAUGAGCGAUA